AUGAAGUACCAAGAUAUCCCAGAAAACGACAGUGAAGAGGUUGAAUGGUCCAUGAUCAACGGGGAAAGACACAAGAGCAGAAUGUGGCAAUACUUCGUCCAUACAGCCUUGUGCGUCAGCGUCCUGAUCAAUGUGAUCUGGCUAUUCAAGAUGAACCAGCCAUCAACGGAUAUUAUGAUUCCAAAUCCCGUCUUCUCACCAGCCAACCGCAUCGUCCAGUACAGGAGGCAAACGUUCUCCAGUGGCUUUGACGGCCAGAAAUCGCCAUAUAUGGGUCCGCCAAGUGAGGCCUAUGACAAGGCAUGGGAGGAUCUGUAUAACUAUGGAAUCAUCAAGAUCCCGACGUCCGAUGCUGCGAAGCUAGUCAACCAUACCCUCCCUCUAUCUUCAGAGCCCGGUAACUACGUCGUCGAGAUUGACGUCUUCCACCAACUCCACUGUCUACACCACCUCCACAAAAAGGCCUGGGGCCACGAGAUGGGCGUCAAUGAAAGCGAUCCCGAGGAAGUCCGGAGGUUCUGGACGCAUCUCGACCACUGCUCCGAGUCCCUGCGUCAGAGCCUGAUGUGUUCGUCCGAUGUGGCGCCGAUUACUUGGGUGUGGUCGGAGGAGCAUCACCGAUGGCAGGCGGAUGGCCGGGUCGUGCAUACUUGUCGUGAUUUCGAGGCUAUCAGAGAGUGGGCGUUUGAGAGGACGGCGGGCGUGGUGGAUUUUGAGACUUGGGUGCCGGAUCCGUUGAAGCGGGAGGUCUGA
Aspergillus mulundensis is the source of this 753-nucleotide messenger RNA. RefSeq names its product oxidase ustYa family protein. Lineage: Eukaryota; Fungi; Ascomycota; Eurotiomycetes; Eurotiales; Aspergillaceae. The record is from RefSeq and is a predicted model, not a curated record. Gene Ontology annotation, biological process: mycotoxin biosynthetic process. Bases 1 to 753 code for a protein of 250 amino acids. The transcript has 4 exons.